AUUAUAACGGUGAUAAAUGGGAACCAAUGUUUUCAACGUCAUUGAGUUGCGUCGGACGUUGUUCAGUGAAACGCUUAUUGAUUCUGAAGGCGGCUUUUUACAAUGCUGGACUGUAGUGUCUGUAAAUCCUUAUCAUUUCUGCUUUGCGUUUAAGAAGAUGGCUGUUACUCUGCACACGGAGCUCGGGGAUUUCAAAAUAGAACUGUUUUGUGAGAAGGCACCGAAAACCUGUGAAAAUUUUAUUGCCCUGUGCGCUAGUGGGUUUUACAAUGGAUGCAUUUUUCAUCGAAACAUCAAGGGCUUUAUGGUCCAGACUGGAGACCCAACAGGUACAGGCAAAGGAGGGACCAGUAUUUGGGGAAGAAAGUUUGAAGACGAAUUCAGUGAACAUCUGAAACACAAUGUCCGGGGCGUGGUGGCAAUGGCAAAUAAUGGACCAAACACAAAUGCAUCACAGUUCUACUUUACAUAUGCAAAACAGCCUCACUUGGACAUGAAGUACACAGUUUUUGGAAAAAUUAUAGAUGGACUUGAAACUCUGGAUGAACUAGAGAAACUCCCUGUGAAUGAAAAGACUUUUCGUCCUCUUAAUGAUGUCCAUAUUAAAAUUGUUACUAUCCAUGCCAACCCGUUUGCUGGUUGAUUGAUUUAAUUGUGAAAUAUUCAUAAUGCAUAAUGCCUUGUGUUGUAAAUAAUAAAAAAAAAGGUUUUAAAACAUGCUGAUUUUGUAUGUACUGACUUGAGUCUGUUUUCCCUGUAAUCUCUUACAUUGUGUUUCAAAUGUAUGGUAUUUUUUUAUUAAAAUGAUAGUAGAUAAACUAUUGUACUUUGACAAAGGAGUAUUUUCAAUAAAUUGAUAGAUUUU
Molecule: messenger RNA, 865 nt
Organism: Carassius gibelio (silver crucian carp)
Lineage: Eukaryota; Metazoa; Chordata; Actinopteri; Cypriniformes; Cyprinidae
Product: peptidyl-prolyl cis-trans isomerase-like 3
Exons: 6
Coding region: 17-643 (208 amino acids)
Biological process (GO): protein folding; protein peptidyl-prolyl isomerization
Cellular component (GO): catalytic step 2 spliceosome
Molecular function (GO): peptidyl-prolyl cis-trans isomerase activity
Source: RefSeq, a predicted model, not a curated record